AUGGAUAAAAAGUGUUCCAUCUAUACUGGUUCUCUUCCCAAGUCGAAGGAAACCUCGAAGAAGGUCAAACUGCACUGCAAAGGUUCCGUGAGCUCAUCGCACACGCAAAUCUUCAGACAAAACAAAAUCGAAAGAAAGUACGAGAGAAUUACCAGUGAUGAGUAUUUGGGAAUAUCGGAAUCUAUUUCGGGAAGUUCUGACUCCUUCGGAUGCGUUCACGGCCCUAAAGGCAGGCAAUACUCUGAAAAAACUCAACUGGAGAGAAACAUUAUUAAGGAAUUGGAUCCUUUGCGUACAGAUCCUAAGUGGAGGGACGGUUGCCCUCCAGCGUAUGGAUGGGAUAUUGCAGCCACUUUAGAGUUCUUAGUGACAGAUCCCGGAGGCAGCCAGACUACCGAAAGACUCGAAGAACAUCUUCGCGACUUCGCUACUUUAGCUCGCUGCGGAUAUAAAAUCUAUGUUUUAAAUAGUCUGACCACCAUAAUAGACUAUUUGGUGGAGAAUUUGGAGAAGAGGCCCAGUUUGCGAGAGGUUCUCAUCUCUCUCUUGCGCCACAUGGAGAAGCCUAUUUUGUUAACAGCUGUUUCGGAUGUUGAAACUCAGAUCGAAACUGUUAAGAACUAUAUAGGAUUCCUUGGUUACCUCUUACUGCGAGUGGAGCAAGAUGAUCUCUUUGAGCUGGUAUCCCGAGCGAUACUCUGGCAGUUGUGUGCCAGCGACGAAACGCGUUGUCCGGGAGCCUUACCCCGCAGGUACGCGAUGUCCGCCGCUGGCACGCACCUUCUCACCACCGCGGUGCGCAUGCUGGCGUUGGCUUCGCCCCAACGCUUCCCCGUGUUCCAACGGAUCGCCCUGCUGCUGGCGUGCCACUCGGUCGACUGCUGUAUCGACAUGUUUCGGGAAAAUGUUAUUGAAAAUAUUUUCUACCGUUUCAACCCCUAUUUCCCAAUGAAAGAUUUGCCUGAUUAUGAAGACACUCCUUUGGACCCACAGGAUUGCAACGUUAAACUUGGUUCGAGCAGCAUCCAUAUUUCUACAACACUGUCAUUGCUCUUGGUUCUGUUAAAAACAUUGAAAAGUUUUUUGGACGAAAAUCCUGACUUCCACAGAACGUUCCCCUGUCCAGAUUAUUACGCUCAACGGUGCUUCCUAUGGGCGUACCGAUACGAAUGUCGUGCGAGGGGGCGCCGACACGAAAGGAUAACCCUGACCGUGAUCGCUCACGCAUUGCUCAGCUGCUUUGGAGACCGCCUUACAGCAUUCUGUAACUUGAUGAUGCCAGAUGUUUUGUCACUUUCGGUGCUUACUGAGAUUCCUCCGAAACAACUCUGGAUCCAGAGCGUCGGCUUCAAUACGUCGCAACUGGAUGUCCAAUUCAAGAAAAGCCUUAUCUACCUCUCUGUUGAUUUUCUCAAAAUUUUUCCCUAUAAUUCUUUUAUGGUGGAAUCACAACACUGGCUCUUAGGUAUGAUGUUCCUUCUGGACCCUGACCUGUGCCAUCUCAGAGCGAGGUGGACCCCUGCACUUUUCGCAGAAAUCCGUAAAACUGCAUUGCAAGCUCUAGUGUGCACAUUACACCUCAUGCCUACGAGACUGGUCACAGGACAUGAAAUAAUAAGAAGAAUAAUGUGGUACAUCGAAUGGUACUCUGAGAACCCUUACGAGCUGCCUGUUUUGUACUGGUGCGUGAGGCUUUUGCACGCAGCCAUCCGCGUUCGAGGCGAGACGACGCGCCCCGACACCCUCCGUGAUCUAUUCGACACACACGGAAUCAUAAUACUGAUGCAUCUAUGUUACACGUUGCUUGAACAACGUUGUCCACCGGUGGAAAAGAGUCAGGUGGUGCUAGCGUUGACCGUGCGGUUGCUGACCAACGCGGUGACCGCUGACCGGUGCAUCACCUGCUGCGUAUAUCCGCUGGUCAAAUGGCCCGCCUCCAUUAACACCCUGGCCACGAAGAUGUUGGACAUUGCGUUGUUCUCAUUGGAAAAACACUUAUUUGUCAGCGACAGAUGGCUCAUUUCAAUUUUAAAUUUAAUUUGGGAGGCGGUCAUAUGGAAGAACCAUUACAGGGAGAAAUUCGUUUUGAAAAACGGCGUGUACAAUCUUUUGGAUAUGAUAACGAUGUCCAAGCCCCCCGUUCAGUGCAUAGCUAUGGCACUGGUGUGCGACCUGGCACGAUCUGGCGAUGCGGUUGCGCAGCUCGUAACCUGGCGCGCCAAUCUCGGCGCCUCCAAUGCGUAUCCUAGCGUGGUGAAGCGAGGAGCGACCAUUGCGAGCCUGUUGGCGUCUUUGUUCAGAGACGACUGCCUGGCGAUCGGUGUGCCUCUCGACCACUGCGGCGUCGUACAGGAUCUGGAGUGUCCGCUUAUGUCUACUGAAGUACGCAAGGAAUUGAAGAAUCCAGACUUUUGCAACGGUCCUCACGAACAGCCUCCCGUGUGCUUGGCGGUUGCUGAUAUGGCCGCGUCGCGGAUGUCUAAGGCGUUCGCAAUUUUACAUAUGCUUUCCGAAGAUUUACAGUACAAAGUGUCAAUAGCUGACGACGCCUACAACUUGUACAAGAACGUUAAAUUGGGAGCUCAGGAGGAGGCGAUUUUGAUGCUCUGCUCACACUACUUGACCCUGAAACUAAACGAAACGUGGACGGAAGCUAAGAUUCAAACUGGUGAACUACUCGCACACGACAAGGAGGUUUUAGAUGAGUUUAUUGAAAUAAACGGUGGCUGGGCAAAAGAAGUAAAGAGGCGACAGGAAGAUAUACUCAAUAAGCAUAACCAAGAGGAUGAUCGUGAAGAGAAAUCCCUAUACGCAUUCUUGGGGCAAGUCCGGCUAAACAAUGCUUUGGACGCACUACGGGAGGUGCGUUGUGUCGGCCGCUCGGGCGCCGCACGCACGCGUAAUUUGCCGCACCAGCCACCGCAUACCCCCGAAGACUUGUCUGGCAACUCUGUCAUACCUACAUAUCAGCCGCCGCUCGACGACUUUAACAUGACGGGCCAGUAUGUCAAAGUGCAAAGCAUUCCGACCAAGAAAAAAACAAAGGACGAUGUUACGAGUCGCAACUCCAAUCUAAGUUGUCGUUAA
Pararge aegeria (speckled wood butterfly) is the source of this 3087-nucleotide messenger RNA. RefSeq lists its product as uncharacterized. Bases 1 to 3087 code for a protein of 1028 amino acids. Gene Ontology annotation, biological process: positive regulation of flagellated sperm motility. The transcript is spliced from 21 exons. Gene Ontology annotation, cellular component: non-motile cilium; sperm midpiece. NCBI's taxonomy places the organism in Eukaryota, Metazoa, Arthropoda, Insecta, Lepidoptera, Nymphalidae. The record is from RefSeq and is a predicted model, not a curated record.